This is a messenger RNA of Platichthys flesus (European flounder), 274 nucleotides long. Its product is annotated as ribonuclease inhibitor-like. The transcript is spliced from 3 exons. The coding region runs from base 1 to 264 and encodes 87 amino acids. Lineage: Eukaryota; Metazoa; Chordata; Actinopteri; Pleuronectiformes; Pleuronectidae. The record is from RefSeq and is a predicted model, not a curated record. Gene Ontology annotation, molecular function: protein binding.
AUGUGGGUGGAAUUGGAUCUGAGUCAAAACAAGCUGCAGGACUCAGGAGUGAAGGAGCUGUGUGGUUUUCUACAGAGUCCAACCUGUCGACUGGAGACUCUGAGGUUGUGGAGCUGCAGUCUGUCAGAGAUCAGCUGUUCUUCUCUGGCUUCAGCUCUGAGGUCAAACCCCUCUCAUCUGAGAGAACUGAGUCUGAGAGGACACGACCUGCAGGACUCAGCAGUGAAGGAGCUGCUUGAUCUGGAGCAGAGUCCAAACUGUUGACUGGAGACUC